This is a messenger RNA of Aphanomyces astaci, 1329 nucleotides long. RefSeq lists its product as hypothetical. The coding region runs from base 1 to 1329 and encodes 442 amino acids. Gene Ontology annotation, molecular function: protein binding. NCBI's taxonomy places the organism in Eukaryota, Oomycota, Saprolegniomycetes, Saprolegniales, Verrucalvaceae. The transcript is spliced from 2 exons. The record is from RefSeq and is a predicted model, not a curated record.
AUGCUUGUUCUCCUCACCUUCGUCCUUGCCUUCUUGAUGCCUUCGUCAGGCCAGCGCUUGACGAAGGAAGAAUGCGCUCGUCCUCGUGCAUGUACCCGCGAGCUAGACUACAUGUGCGGCUCGGACGGCGUCAGCUACGGCAACCCGUGCCUCUUUCGAUUUGCCCAGUGCGACAACCCCAAGCUAUUCCUUCGUGCCAUUGGGCCGUGCGAGGACCCAUUGGUUCUUUGUCCAUUGUCGUGUGGCUAUUCCUACGCGCCUGUGUGCGGCUCGGACGGUAUCACCUAUGCCAAUGACUGCGAAUUCCGUAAAGCUAAGUGCCACACCCUGUCCUUGAGUAUCGUCAAAGCCAAUGGCGCAUGCGAAGCCGAGACCCCACUACACGAGGAAGACCGCCAUGACGACUGCCCCGCCGCUUGCAUCGCGUUGUGGGACCCCGUCUGUGGCACGGAUGGCAAAACAUAUGGCAACUCGUGCGAAUUGGCCAUGGCCAAGUGCAAGCAAGGAUCUACGUCGACGCUGGCAAUUCUCCACAAAGGCGAAUGCACUGACAAGAAAGUGCACGAGCGUAUCGCUGGGCACGACAGCCUCGUGAUCGUCGCCGCCUGCGUUGCUUUCCUCGCCGCCGCAUCGUCGGUAGAGAACGACACGUCCGACCAUUGUGCCAGUAUUCGAGGCUGCACCCGCGUCUACAUGCCUGUGUGCGGUAGCGACGGUGUCACGUACGGCAACGAUUGCCUACUCAAGUUGGCGCAAUGCUCUGAAAAAACGACCCUGGAGCUUGUCUCCGAAGGUGAAUGCAGCGAAAAGCGCGAGCUAUCGGAAGCGUGUCCCAACACGUGCAUUGAGAUUUACCAACCCGUGUGUGGUACGGACGGCAACACGUACGACAACGAAUGUGUGCUUCGACAGGAGACGUGCCGUGCACACACCGUCGUGGGUAUCGCCUUCGAAGGCGAGUGCAGCGAAAAACGCGAGCUUACGGAAGCGUGUCCCGAUGCGUGUAUUGAAAUUUACCAACCCGUGUGUGGCACGGACGGAAACACAUACUCCAACGAAUGUGUGCUUCGACAGGAGACGUGCCGCGCACACACCGUCGUGGGUAUCGCCUUCGAAGGCGAGUGCGACGUGCACGCCAACGUCCACGUCCGACAAGCCGACCCAGAGUGCCCCCAAGCGUGCCUGGAGAUCUUUCAACCAGUGUGUGGCUCGGAUGGUGUCACUUACGAGAACGAGUGCUCCAUGAAGCGCGACGCGUGUGCCAAGCACAUCAAGCUCACCGUCGUGCGACAAGGCGACUGCGACGGAAAGUGGCCCCUCGGCGUGUGA